Molecule: messenger RNA, 2772 nt
Organism: Zalophus californianus (California sea lion)
Lineage: Eukaryota; Metazoa; Chordata; Mammalia; Carnivora; Otariidae
Gene: TPO
Product: thyroid peroxidase
Exons: 16
Coding region: 1-2772 (923 amino acids)
Biological process (GO): thyroid hormone generation; response to oxidative stress
Cellular component (GO): membrane
Molecular function (GO): iodide peroxidase activity; heme binding; calcium ion binding
Source: RefSeq, a predicted model, not a curated record
AUGAGAGUGCUCGCGGUCCUGGGUGUCACGCUGGUGGCGGCCUGCACACACAGCUUCUUCCCCUUCCUCCUGAGAGGCAAGGACCUCCUGUGGGGACGGAGCAGAGACUCUGCUGUCAUCAGCAUCGUGGAAGAGAGCAGGCGCAGGGUGGACGCCGCCAUCUACCACACCAUGAAGAGGGACCUCGGCAAAAGAGAGAUCCCUCGUCCAUCACAGCUUCUGUCUUUUUCCAAACUCCCUGAGCCAACCAGCCGAGCCAUUGCCCGAGCCGCCGAGAUCAUGGAAGCUUCCGUGCAGGCCCUGAAGACAAGCGUCUCCGGGAAGCUCGGACAAUCUCAGCCUCCCACCGACGUCCUGCCGGAAGAUGUGCUGAAGACAGUUGCGAACGUGUCCGGAUGCCUGCCCUACAUGCUACCCCCCAGAUGUCCAAAAACCUGCCUGGCCAACAAGUACAGGCUCAUCACGGGCGCUUGCAACAACAGAGACCACCCCAGGUGGGGAGCCUCCAACACAGCCCUGGCGCGAUGGCUGCCGCCCACCUACGAAGACGGGGUCAGUGAGCCCAGAGGCUGGAACCCCCACUUGCGGUACAACGGCUUCCCACUGCCCCCGGUCCGUGAGGUGACAAGACAAGUCAUUCAAGUUCCCAACGAGGCCGUCACGGAGGAUGAUCAAUAUUCUGAUCUCCUAAUGGUGUGGGGGCAAUAUAUUGAUCACGACAUUGCGUUCACGCCUCAGAGCACCAGCAAAGCUGCAUUUGGGGGAGGAGCUGAUUGCCAGCUGACCUGUGAAAACCAAAACCCAUGUUUCCCCAUACAGCUGCCCACCAACACCUCGGGGACCGCAGGUGGUGCCUGUUUGCCAUUUUACCGCUCUUCUGCCGCCUGUGGCUCCGGGAUCCAAGGCGCCUUCUUUGGCAACCUGACCUCAGCCAACCCGCGACAGCAGAUGAACGGGCUGACCUCGUUCCUGGACGCGUCCACGGUGUACGGCAGCUCCCCGGCCUUGGAGAAGCAGCUGCGCAACUGGACCAGCGCCGAGGGGCUGCUCCGGGUCAACGCGCGCUACCGGGACUCAGGCCGCGCCUACCUGCCCUUCACGCGUCCACCCGCGCCCACAGCCUGCGCGCCUGAGCCCGGCCCCGGCGGGAGAGCCGGAGCGCCCUGCUUCCUGGCGGGGGACGGCCGUGCCAGCGAGGUCCCCGCUCUGACGGCCGUGCACACGCUGUGGCUGCGCGAGCACAACCGCCUGGCGUCCGCGCUCAAGGCUCUCAACGCGCACUGGAGCGCCGACACUGCCUACCAGGAGGCGCGCAAGGUGGUGGGCGCCCUGCACCAGAUCAUUACCAUGCGGGACUAUGUUCCCAAAGUCCUGGGCCCCGAGGCCUUCCAGCAGCAUGUGGGCCCCUAUAAGGGCUAUGACCCCGCUGUGGACCCCACCGUGUCCAAUGUGUUUUCCACGGCCGCCUUCCGCUUCGGCCACGCCACGGUGCACCCGCUGGUCAGGCGGCUGGAUGCCCGCUUCCAGGAGCACCCUGGCCUUCCCCCUCUGCGGCUGCAGGACGCCUUCUUCAGCCCCUGGAGGCUCCUCAAGGAAGGUGGUUUGGACCCUCUGAUGAGGGGCCUUCUCGCGAGACCAGCCAAGCUGCAGGUGCAGGACCAGCUGAUGAAUGAAGAGCUGACGGAGAGGCUGUUCGUGCUGGGGAGCUCGGGCAGGCUGGACCUGGCGUCCAUCAACCUGCAGCGUGGCAGGGACCAUGGCCUGCCAGGCUACAACGCGUGGAGGGAGUUCUGCGGCUUGCCCAGACUGGAGACGCGGGCCGACCUGCGCGCCGCCAUGGCCAACGCGAGCAUCGCCGGCCGGAUAAUGGACCUGUAUGGGCACCCCGACAACAUCGACGUCUGGCUGGGCGGCCUGGCGGAGACCUUCCUCCCCCAGGCCCGCACGGGUCCGCUGUUUGCGUGCCUCAUUGGGAAACAGAUGAAGGCCCUGAGGGACGGGGACCGGUUCUGGUGGGAGAGCAGCGGGGUGUUCACCGAGGCCCAACGGCGUGAGCUGGCGAGGCAUUCCCUGUCCCGGGUCAUCUGUGACAACACGGGCCUCCCCAGCGUGCCCGCUGAUGCCUUCCAAAUUGGGAGAUUCCCGCGGGACUUUGAGUCAUGCGAGAACAUUCCGGGUCUGAACCUGGACAUGUGGAGGGAGGCCCUUCCUCAAGGUGACACGUGCAGCCUCCCGGAUGGCGUGGACAACGGGGGCUUCGCGCUCUGUGGCGAGUCUGGGCGGUAUGUGCUUGUGUUCUCCUGCCGCCACGGGUUCCAGCUGCAAGGCCAGGAGCAGGUGGCCUGCUCCCCCCAUGGCGCGGAUCUCCAGCCCCCCGUCUGCAGAGAUAUCAACGAGUGUGAAGACGUGACACCCCCUCCCUGCCAUCCGUCGGCCAGGUGCAGGAACACCAAGGGCAGCUUCAGGUGUGAGUGCACGGAUCCCUAUGUGCUGGGGGAGGACGGAAGGACGUGUGUAGACUCCGGGAGGCUCCCGAACGCAUCCUUGGUCUCCAUCGUGUUGGGCGCCCUGCUGGUCGGCGGCCUGGCAGGCCUCACCUGGACAGCGGUUUGCCGGUGGACGCACAAGGGCCGUAAAGCCUCACUGCCCAUCGCGGAGACAGAUGGAAGAGGGACCUGCCAGCUGGGUCGUGGAGCACGCCGGGACAUGCGUGUGCCACAGCCCGACCAGGAGGCCAUCACGGAGGCCCUGGUCCUGUCGCCCGCGUGGUGA